AUGAAGAGCGCCGGGGCUUUCGGCUGCAUAUGCCAGCAGCUUGAAUUCACGCGCUUUGGUCUCAAGAGAACUUCUGGAAACCCUUCCGCUUACCGAUACUUCAUGAUGCGAGGCUUUGCGCUGGCUAUGUUGGCCGUCCCUGCUUUUGCUUUUGGUCUGUUCAAGGAUAUCGACGUGUUGGAGCUUGAUGAUGUAUGUGCUGCACCUCGAGGAAGGUGUGCCUUCAGCGCUAUCCAAGUCCGAGGACAAAGAGAUCAGGAUGUGGCGCUUUUGAUGGAUGAUGAGUGCAUGGCGUUUGAUGCCGAGCACUAUGCCAUCAGUAUCGCGACAACCUUACGCGAGGCGACGCCGGCAGUGCGCCCUUCAAAGCGUCCGUGA
Messenger RNA from Effrenium voratum, 378 nucleotides. NCBI's taxonomy places the organism in Eukaryota, Dinophyceae, Suessiales, Symbiodiniaceae. The record is from the annotation of a GenBank genome assembly.